This is a messenger RNA of Gadus morhua (Atlantic cod), 4254 nucleotides long. RefSeq names its product dual specificity testis-specific protein kinase 2. NCBI's taxonomy places the organism in Eukaryota, Metazoa, Chordata, Actinopteri, Gadiformes, Gadidae. Gene Ontology annotation, molecular function: protein serine/threonine kinase activity; ATP binding. Gene Ontology annotation, cellular component: nucleus; cytoplasm. The record is from RefSeq and is a predicted model, not a curated record. The transcript has 11 exons. Gene Ontology annotation, biological process: protein phosphorylation; actin cytoskeleton organization; positive regulation of stress fiber assembly. The coding region runs from base 1291 to 3492 and encodes 733 amino acids.
AGCGUCAUGAGGUGUCGUUCACGCGAACUUUCCGACGCCGCGAAAAUGUUUCCCCCAUAAUUUCCAGCGACGUGAAUGCACCAUCAUCCUCAUCAUCAUCCUCCACACAGCAUCAUCCUCGCCAGCGUCGUGUUUCGUCAUAUCCGGCUCAGAAACGAAGGUUUAACAGGUGCUGCCUGUUAAACUGCAAUUCAGAUCUGGAUAUGGUUUUAUGGUAUCUCAACUAUGAUUAAAAAUCCUAAUGUGAACAGUGGGAACUGGUUUAGGUUCAGCCGCCAACCAAUUACGUUUCUGACGUCACUGUCUGUAUGUUGUCUACGCGACCUUUUUAUUCCGACCAAUCAGAGGAUAGCUGAGCCGGUGUACCGCGGCCGAUCAUUAUGGGGGCCGUCUGAGCUGUCACUGGAGCUGCGAUCUGGACCACUAUCAACUCCUAACGGGGGAUUAAAGCCAGCACGGAGAUCUGCGUACUGCCGCAAACAAACACCCUCGCCUCUUCACCAAAAACAUGACUAUGGCGCUAUUUUAAUCCAAAGAGGACGGGAAACGACAUACAGAUAAAGGAAAGGGUUACCCGAGCCUUUCUGGACAAGACUGACCAAAGGGACCGAACCACAAUGAUACAACCCGCCAGGAAGGGACGUGCUGUCAGCUGCGCACUCGGGCAGUUCUGACCUCGCUGGUCCACGAGUCGCUGGUGCACUGGGUCGCUGGUCGCUGGCCCAACGGGGUGCCGGCCCACUGGGUUGCUAGUCCACCUGGUGUCCGGUCAACCGGGUCACUGAUCCAGCGGGUCACUAGUCCAUCUGGUCGCUGGUCCACCACGCCGCUGGUCCACCGGGUCGCUGGUCCGCUGGGUCACUGGUCGCUUGUACACUGGGUCGCUGGUCGAGCGGGUUGGUGGUCCAACGGUUCGCUGGUCCAGCGGGUUGCUCGUCGCUUGUUCACCGGGUCGCUGGUCUACAGGGUCACUAGUCCACCGGGUCAUUGGUCUGUCGGCCAAUGGUCUACUGGAUUGUUGGUCCACGGGUUCGCUGGUCUACAAGGUCACUGGUCCACCGGGUCACUGGUCCACCAGGUCGCUGGUCGACAGGGUCACUGGUCCACCGGGUUGCUGGUCUACCGGUCACUGGUCUACCGGUCGCUGGUCGACCGGGUCUUCUUAUGCCGGCGAAACCAACCAAUUCUACAAUUCUCAUUACAGUUAGCUACAACUCAUAGGGGCUGCUAGUGGAAAACCUGCCUGGUGCAAGUUUAACAGAGAAGGGCAUAUAGUAGACAAACGCUACAAUGGACUAUGACGAAGGUGACAAGGACUGCUGUGUCCGCUGCCCGGACCCCGUGGACAGGGACCCGGAGGGGCCCGUGGCCCACUGCCACCAGGCGCCCAACCGGAUACGCCCCUCGUCCUACCGGGCCCUGCGCAGCGCCAUCUCCAGUUUGGCCCGGAUCGACGACUUCUUCUGCGAGAAGAUCGGGUCGGGCUUCUUCUCCGAGGUCUUUAAGGUGCAGCACAGGAACACCGGCCAGGUGAUGGCGCUGAAGAUGAACACGCUUGCUAGCAACAAAGCUAACAUGCUGCGGGAGGUUCAACUCAUGAACCGACUCUGUCACCCUAACAUCCUCAGGUUUAUUGGUGUGUGUGUCCAUGAAGGCCAGUUGCAUGCGCUGACGGAGUACAUCAAUGGGGGAAGUCUGGAGCAGUUGCUAGACAGCGAUGUGUACCUGUCCUGGUGUGUGAGGAGGGGCCUUUCGCUGGACAUCUCUAGGGGCCUCCAGUACCUGCAUAGCAUGGGCAUAUUCCACAGAGAUCUAACCUCCAAGAACUGUCUGGUGCGCUGCGACAGCGGGCUCUUCACCGUCGUGGUGGGGGACUUCGGUCUGGCUGAGAAGAUUCCAGACUACAGUGACGGAGUGAAGAAGCAGCCUUUGGCCACCGUGGGCUCCCCCUACUGGAUGGCCCCAGAAGUUCUCCGAGGAGAGUUCUAUAAUGAGAAGGUGGAUGUGUUUGCAUACGGGAUCAUCCUUUGUGAGAUCAUAGCCAGGAUUGAAGCUGAUCCGGACUUCCUACCCAGAACUGAGGACUUUGGACUUGAUGUAGAGUCGUUUGAGAACUUGAUCGGGGACUGUCCACAAGCUUUCCUUAUGCUGGCUGUAACCUGCUGCAAUAUGAGUGCGGUUCAGCGGCCUGCGUUUUCCGAAGUUGUGUUGACGCUCGAGGUGAUGCACGAUGAAGGGGGGGAGAGCGAUGAUCCUAUCACUCUGGACCCCGUUGGCGUGGAGACCAGUCCUGACCGGCGCGGCUCAUCCUCUCACCCGGCCGACCGCCAGCCCCAACGCUUGGCCCGGAGCCAGUCGGAUGCUUCGCCAGCGGCGACCGUGACCCCCAGCCACGCCCCUGCGGCAGCUCCCGGGACCCCGGCGCGGGUCAACCCCUUCUCCAGCCGGCGGGACCUCAACGGCGGCCGCUGCAAGCUGCUGGACACGCCCAGCAUGUCGGUCAUCUCCCUCAGCUUCUCCCUGCCCGCCCCGCCCCUCCGGCCCUCGCCGCUGUCGCCCCACGCCCACCACCCCGGGGCGGGGCGCAGGAGGAGCGGCCCCCCCAGGAGGUGUCUGUCCCUGCCCUCCACCCCGGACCUGGGCGGGCUGGCGGCCGGCUCGCGAUGGAAUCACCAGGACGUGUGGAAGGAAGGGACAGAGCUUCCACCGGUGGCGCCCCAGGCCGGGCUCACAGACGGGUCCUCCCCUGGGGAGGCUCUGGGGGUGGAAGAGCAGCGGGACCGGGGGCCGACCGCAGGGGAGGAGGACGUAGGGGCCACACAAGUGUCAACGGAGGACUCUGCUCUGGAGACGCUGUCCCUGGAGCGCCUAGAGGAGGAACCGGAGGAGCAGGAGGAGCCGGAAGAGCAGGAGGAGCCGGAAGAGGGCGGGGAGGCGGAGGGUCUCAGUGAGGCCAUGGACUGCACCAAGUCCCCCGAGGCUGAGGGCGGAGCCCCCACAGCCAGCAGGCCCCUGCGCACCUCCUCCUCCUACUGCCCCCUGCAGGCCAACGGCUGGCCCCUCCCCAUCUCCAACGGGCCGCCCUCUCUGCCCCCCCUGCCUCGCGUGGACAACAACAACGGCCCGUCGCCGGCGUGCGUGAUGGGACGGCAGGUCCGGUGGGGGGGGCUGGGGGCCGGCUGGGGGCUGAGCGGCUACACUGGGGCCCCCCCCACCGAGCAGGACCCGGGCGGGUCCUGCCCCAGCUGCUGCCUGGUGGGCCUGGCCCUGCCGUCCGCCCGGCCCUGGACCAGCUCCCUGCUGCCCAAGCUGCGCCGCCCCCCCCCUCGCCACAACCUCAACGGUGCGCGGACCGCCGCCUCCCCGGCCGGACCCUCAUGCUCGGCAAGCUCCGCCCCCCGCACCCUGAUGGGUAGUGGGGCCAAUGGACUGGGGGCCACGGUGGGGGCGCCACGGGGGCGGGGCCUGACGCUGCCUGAGGCUCAGACCUGAGCACGCCACACUCACAGUUGCAUGGGGGGGGGGGGGGGGCUACAGUCUGCUGCUACAGGGGCUUUGAAUGUGUGACGGCAACCAGCCACUCCAUAGAGAUGUUCACACGAGACCACGACCACGGGGAUAGUGGUCAGACCGAGCAAAGGACACAGGAGCUGCAAUCCAAGCUGAAGACAGGCUAGGUCGUAGGCCGCCCCUCAUGGUGUUAAAGCUUUAUACUAGUACUGGACCAAAUAACACUUUGUAUACGGCUGUGUCUCCUGUCCCGACCCGAGUCCAGCUGUGCUGAACUGUUUUACCGCUGUGCUCCAUUCGGCGCUGGUCUAUAUUUGUACUGAUUGCUUACAACUAUUUGUCAGUGCAUUUGCGCACGUUAGUUUCAGUAAAAGUAUUUUUGCUAUAUUAACAACUUUUGAUUAUCUAAGGAAAGGCCAACAUUUUCUCAAACUGAUUUUCUAUAAGGUGAAUGUCUUCUUUUACACUGUGAUUGGAAUAUGACUUGGAUGAUGAAAAACGAAUAAUAUCAAUGUCUCAAUACUAUUUAAUAUGUUCAUUUGAGCAGUGUGUGUACGCGCGCAUGUGUGUGUGCGCGGGUUAAUCAAAUGGAAUUUUAAAGGAUACAUUUUUAUGGAGGUGUUGGAAAACCGUAGUCUAAUGUGCGCGUGCGUUUCUGUUGUUCAUUUGUUAGUCAGAAUGGGAUGGGAUGAUGUGCAGCAGAUGUUAACCAUUAAACCAUAAUGUCCUUCCUGUGUUCCAGUU